GAUUUUAAUUAUGUCGGAUAAAGCUCUCAAAGUUCUUUACAUUCAUGGUCGUGAAAGUUCUUCUCAAACAGGAAAAUGUCAAUUUUUAAAGCAACAUUUUAAUGUUUAUGCCGCUGAUAUGCCAACACAAGAUUUUGAUGCAGAUCUCAGACUGCAAGAGAAAUUUGUUAAAGAAAUUCAACCUGAUGUUAUAGUUGGAAGUUCUUAUGGUGGUGCGAUUGCUGUUACAAUGCUUCAAAAAGGAACAUGGAAAGGACCAACAAUUUUACUUGCGCAAGCGUUCGUUCGUUAUCAAAGCUAUGACCCAUCAAAAUUAUGGUUACCAGAAGGAGUUGCAAUUACAUUGAUCCAUGGAACAAAGGAUAAAAUAGUUGAAAUAGAAGGUAGUAGAUUAUUAGCUACGAAAGGGACUCCGCAGUUAGUUGAAAUGAUUGAAGUAUCUGACGAACACCAAUUACAUUCUUUGAUUGACAGUCAAAUGUUCUUGGAUUCGGUUAGAGAGGUUUAUGAGAAACAAAAGGGAUAUCAGGAUUAAAAAAACGCAUGCAUGAUUUACAAAAUAGGUUUUUUAUUAUUAAUUUAAAUUCGUUAAUAAGAUUGAAUAAAAUAAGUAAUGUUAUAUUACGUAAUUUUGAUUUUACUCGCAUCUAAUCACUUUAAAUGGCAAUA
This is a messenger RNA of Rhizophagus irregularis DAOM 181602=DAOM 197198, 669 nucleotides long. RefSeq lists its product as uncharacterized. The record is from RefSeq and is a predicted model, not a curated record. NCBI's taxonomy places the organism in Eukaryota, Fungi, Glomeromycota, Glomeromycetes, Glomerales, Glomeraceae.